UUUUCACGUCUUCAGGAAGCUUCCCAUUUCUCUCUCUCUCUCUUUCUCCACCGCCAUGGACUUGGACACGUGAUUCGGUGAAUUUUCUAUUCGCGUAAAAGGCCCCGUUCUCGUGUUCAUUCUCUCUUUCUCUUUCGCUUUCGAGAUCGCUUUCGCUUUCUUCCACCGGCAUCCCCUGCCAUUUUUAUCAUCUCGCAGACGGAGAUCCAACCGAAAGCGCACAAAAGUCAAUCAAAUCCCAAGUCAAAUAAACCCUCGCAUUUCUCUCCGCUUUCCCUGAUGCCUCACAUCACGUGAAGUGCUGUACCGGUUGCGGUCGUUUCCUUCGAUUCUUCGGGUAUCGUUUUCUGUCCCGUUUUGAUUGCAAUGCUGUUCGGUGGUGUUCUGAUUUUGGGCCACGCUUGAAUUUCCUGUCUCCCGAGUUUGAGGCUAGGGUUUGUACGCAAUCUGUUAUUCCUUUAUCUGAAUGCUCGUUAGGAACGGGGGGAAAUUACCUGUUUUUUUCUGUGUUAAUCUUUGCGAGGUCCCCGAAUAUGGCAGGUUAUUUCUAGGGUUUUGCUUUGAUUGCAGAGGUGCCUUCAGUUCUGGGUUUUGGGUAAAUUGCAUUUUUUAAUCCGAGGGCUUUCUUGUGCUUGUUUUAGCUGAAUCUGGAUAUCUAUUUAUAGAUUCAAAGGAAGUUUCACUUGUCUUCCCGGUGUUAUAUAAUCUUUGUGAAACCCCUGAAUUUAUGUAGUUUGUCCUUUGGAUUUGCUCCACUUUCGUCGCGUUUGGAUUGGUUAAAUUUUGUCGAUAUAGUCUUUCUAAGGGUUUGGAGAUUUUGAUAGAUGGAGAGAGACAAGUCCUCCCCGAACCAUGGUGGGGGUUUGCUCCCUCCAUCCGGACGCUAUUCGGUUUUCAGUAUGAAAUCGGAAGCUUCAGCAUCGACAUUGCCUCCACUGGGUCCUGGGGGUAGUUCAGAGUCAAGUCAUUUUGGCCAUGGCAUGUCUUCUGAUUCUAGCCACUUUAGCCAUGAUAUUAGCCGAAUGCCUGAUAACCCACCAAAGAAUUUGGGACACCGACGAGCCCACUCUGAGAUUCUUACUCUUCCGGAUGACAUCAGCUUUGACAGUGAUCUGGGUGUCGUGGGUGGUUUGGAUGGGCCUUCUUUGUCUGAUGAGACCGAAGAAGAUUUUCUUUCAAUGUAUCUUGACAUGGAUAAAUUUAAUUCAUCCUCUGCAACAUCGGGUUUCCAAGUUGGAGGGCCAUCUUCUGCGGCAGCAGCUUCAGCAUCUGCCUUGACUCCUGCUUCAACGCCUCCAGUUGAUCCCAUGGGCAGUGGGUCUAAUGAGAGGCCCAGAGUCAGGCAUCAGCACAGCCAGUCUAUGGAUGGGUCAACUACAAUUAAGCCUGAGAUGCUCAUGUCCGGUACAGAGGAGUCUUCUGCAGCUGAUUCUAAGAAAGCUAUUUCUGCUGCUAAGCUUGCUGAGCUUGCUCUUAUUGAUCCAAAGCGUGCAAAGAGGAUUUGGGCGAAUAGGCAGUCAGCUGCUAGAUCAAAGGAAAGGAAGAUGAGAUACAUAGCUGAGCUGGAGAGGAAGGUUCAAACACUGCAAACUGAAGCAACUUCAUUGUCUGCUCAAUUAACCCUGUUGCAGAGAGAUACAAAUGGUCUGACUGCAGAAAAUAGUGAAUUGAAACUGCGGUUACAGACGAUGGAGCAACAAGUUCACUUGCAAGAUGCAUUAAAUGAGGCCCUGAAAGAAGAAAUUCAGCAUUUGAAAAUGCUGACUGGCCAAGCUAUUCCAAAUGGACCGAUGAUGAACUUUCCUUCGUCCUUUGGAGCUAACCAGCAAUUUUAUCCCAACAACCAUGCCAUGCAUACCCUCUUAACUGCACAGCAGUUUCAACAACUCCAAAUUCACUCGCAGAAGCAACAGCACCCAUUCCAGCAGCAUCAGCUACACCCGUUUCAGCAGCAACAGGUGCAGCAUCAGCAGCAGCCACAGCAGGAGCAGCAACAGCAGCAAACUGGGGAUUUGAAAAUGCGAGGUUCCAUGCCAUCUCCAAGCCAAAAAGAGAAUUCCUCAGACGCCAACGCUUCUUCGUCAAAGGAAUGAUAGGGGGAUAGAGACAAGCAGUUUGUCUAAAGCUUUCAAAGGGAUUGUCCAAAUCUUUGGUUCUAGUAUGCUGUGAGAUAGGUCAACUUUUCUUUGUUUGUUGUUAGUGAGUAGAUGCAUCUGUACAACUAUUUUGCAGGCAGUUCAUAUUGGUGGAUUUCGGUUCAGGAUUGAGCACUGGGGUGGUUGUUCAGUUUCUUUGCCCUUGUAUUGGACUUUAAUUCGUGGUUGAAAUGUGGGGUGAAUUCUUUCAUAUACUUCAGUUGUCAAUCAGAUGUUUUACUUGUUUUGCAGAAUCCUCUGUUCUAAUGGGGGGUUUGAUAUCAAUAAUUGAUGCUCUCCCCCCCCCUCAAUACCAAAAUCUUUUGCAGAA
Messenger RNA from Diospyros lotus (date-plum), 2466 nucleotides. RefSeq names its product probable transcription factor PosF21. Gene Ontology annotation, molecular function: DNA-binding transcription factor activity. Gene Ontology annotation, cellular component: nucleus. The transcript is spliced from 4 exons. The coding region runs from base 825 to 2093 and encodes 422 amino acids. NCBI's taxonomy places the organism in Eukaryota, Viridiplantae, Streptophyta, Magnoliopsida, Ericales, Ebenaceae. The record is from RefSeq and is a predicted model, not a curated record. Gene Ontology annotation, biological process: regulation of DNA-templated transcription.